UACCGUGGUUUGAUCUACUUUUGUCGCUCUAUUCGAUAUUUUCGGCCGCCCUGUUAUACUGGGGUACGAAAUCUCGUAUAUAUGUUCGCGAUUUCACCUUGAAUAGCAGACUGCGUCAAACUUCAUGCCCUGAAACGGUAAUUCUUACGGCUGCAAUCUCUUGCUCUUCGAAUGAAAUCCCCGCAAAAAGAAGCAAGCAUGUGGACCACUAUCUUACUCCCCAUCUUCAUCCUCUCGGCCACCACAACGGCCUUCAACUUCACCGUAUACGGAACCGAUGACUGCACAUACAAACCAAACGCAAACCAAGUCAAAAUCGGGUACCCAGACGCUCAUCUCGAGUACGGGUGCUACGGAUUCACUGCACGUCCAGAGUUCAAAAAGAUGCAGCUCCAAUGGACAGGCGACAAGGACAACAAAUACAUGCUUGCAACUUUCAAGACAGAAGAUUGCUGCUGGGCCGACUUAGUGGAAACGUUUGGCUGGGAGGAUGAGUGUGUUGAAUUUAAAGGGAAUGAGAUGUAUAGCUUUAGAGUCUUUGAUCCGGAGAAUUUGGAUAAGGGAUUGCAGGUCCAGGAAGAUCUGUAUAAGUGUAAGAGGUGCAAGGGAGAUCGUUGCUUGGAUAAGGGAUUGAAUCCAAUGCCAGAACCACGUCCAGUACAAUGAUU
Messenger RNA from Periconia digitata, 668 nucleotides. NCBI's taxonomy places the organism in Eukaryota, Fungi, Ascomycota, Dothideomycetes, Pleosporales, Periconiaceae. The record is from the annotation of a GenBank genome assembly.